UGUGUACCUGCAUGAUGUCAUCGUACCUUUCCUCCAUUACUCAGUUCCGCACCAGCUCCGGAAUUUCUUUCCCCCUCCCACAACCCCACCAGAUAGAGUGAACAGCGCAAUUCUUUCGCGUUCAGAGCCAAUUCAACAAGAAGGAUUGCGACAAACAGUGUAUCUUGACAAUCCUUAUUUUUCCUCCCCCCUCAUUCUCUUUGUCUCUUUCUUUCCCUCUCCAAUUCCCCAUACGCAGAAGAAGAUCAAUCCACCACCAUGGCACCAAGAACCGACCUAACCCUCCUAUCAAACGUGACACCUCCCUCCCUCGAACGCGCCUGGCUAACAGCCCCGCACCCGACCCUCCCGAUCAUCGCAACCUGCAGCAGCGACAAGACCGUGCACGUGUACUCGCUCACGAACUUCCGACUCCUGUCGACGAUCUCCGGCGGACAUAAGCGCAGCGUUCGGACCAGUGCCUGGAAACCGCACGUUAGCGGCGAGUCCGUGCUCGCUACGGGGAGUUUCGACGCGACUGUUGGGAUUUGGAGACGGUGGGAUGCAUAUGGCCAGGCGGGGGGUGAUGCUGGAUCAGAGACGCCUAAUGGCGACGACGGAGCGAAGAAGGAUCCGGAGGGGGUAGAAGGCGGCGCCGACGACGACGACGAAGAAUGGCGUUUCGCAGUCCUUCUCGACGGCCACGACAGCGAAGUCAAAUCCGUAUCGUGGUCCCCGUCCGGAAUGCUACUGGCGACAUGUUCGCGCGACAAGUCGAUCUGGAUCUGGGAGGACCUGGACGACGGGGACAACAAUUUCGAGACGGUGGCUGUGAUGCAGGAGCACGAGGGGGACGUGAAGUGCGUGGCGUGGCAUCCUGCCGAGGAGUGUCUUGCGAGCGCUAGCUACGACGAUACGAUCCGGUUGUGGAGGGAAGAUAUCGACGACUGGGGCCAGGUGGCUUGCAUUCGGGGCCACGAGGGGACGGUGUGGUUUUUGGAUUGGGAGGGUGUGGAGAAUGUGCCGAGGGGAGCGGACGAUGCGCUGGCCGCGCAGUGGAAGGAAGGACAUGCGCUGUCUGGGCCCCGUCUUGCUUCUUGCUCCGAUGAUCGCACGGUCCGUAUCUGGCGCCGCCAGCCGAAAGAAUCGCAGCAGCAGGCCCCCUUUGGCGGGACGGGCGUGCCUAGCAUUCUGCGCCCGACGGGGACAGACGAGACGUGGGAGGCGGACACGGUGCUCCCGCAGAUGCACGAUCUCUCCGUGUACGCCGUGGCGUGGAGCAAGCGGACUGGUCUGUUGGCGUCGGCUGGCGCAGACGGCCGUAUCGUCGUUUACGAAGAGCGGUUCGUCACUGAUGUGCCGGCGUCCGAUGAUGCCGCUACUGCCCCCAGCGAUGGAGUUGCGCCUGCACCUCGCACGGAGUGGACGGCGAUUGUGGUCCAGGACGGCGCGCACGGCGUCUACGAGAUCAACCAUGUGGCGUGGGCGAAGCGCGCUGAUCGAGGCCGCGCGGAGGGUCAAGAUGAGGAGGUCUUGAUUUCUACGGCUGAUGAUGGGAGCGUUAAGAUCUGGGCAUUGGGUGAAUGAACUUUUAGAACACCAGGAUAUAGAAGCAUCUCUCGAGUACUACGAUUGAUAUGAAUUAUAUACGCAGGUCUAU
This is a messenger RNA of Aspergillus candidus, 1639 nucleotides long. RefSeq names its product iron-sulfur cluster assembly protein CIA1 (gene cia1). NCBI's taxonomy places the organism in Eukaryota, Fungi, Ascomycota, Eurotiomycetes, Eurotiales, Aspergillaceae. Gene Ontology annotation, biological process: iron-sulfur cluster assembly. The record is from RefSeq and is a predicted model, not a curated record. Gene Ontology annotation, cellular component: cytosolic [4Fe-4S] assembly targeting complex. Bases 259 to 1566 code for a protein of 435 amino acids. Gene Ontology annotation, molecular function: protein binding. The transcript has a single exon.